Glycine soja is the source of this 916-nucleotide messenger RNA. RefSeq lists its product as uncharacterized. The transcript has 2 exons. The coding region runs from base 87 to 617 and encodes 176 amino acids. Lineage: Eukaryota; Viridiplantae; Streptophyta; Magnoliopsida; Fabales; Fabaceae. Gene Ontology annotation, molecular function: electron transfer activity. The record is from RefSeq and is a predicted model, not a curated record.
AAUCAUACUUCACAUUUCGUACAAUAAUUCCCUUGUUUUUGAGCCGCUCCUGUGAAACUAUAUAUAUAGGAAAAUAUACCAAUACCAUGGGUGUGAAGUUUAGACAUGUAGUGAUGAUACUAGUUGUUAUAAGUGCUUCAAUGUUUUCAGUGAGCAUGGCCAAUACGGACUGGUCCUUUGGUUUCAACUACACUGAUUGGUGGUCUAGAUUUGGGAAUCAUCCUCAAAACAAAACACAACAACAAUCCAGGCAGAUUCUCGUGGGUGGUUCUGAGCAUUGGCACUACGGUUUCAACUACACCGAUUGGGCCUUCAAUAAUGCCCCAUUUUACCUCAACGAUACUCUGGUUUUCAAAUAUGAUGCUCCAAACCCCACUAGUUUCCCACACAGCGUGUACAUGUUCAAAAGUUUUGGGAGCUUCUUGAAGUGUGACAUUAAAAAGGCUAAGAUGUUGGCAAAUCCCACGCAAGGCACAGGAGAGGGCUUCAAGUUUGUGUUGAAGAGGUGGCAGCCUCACUACUUUGCCUGUGGCGAGCGAAACGGCUUCCAUUGCAAUAACGGUACCAUGAAGUUUGCCGUGAUGCCUAUGUUUCGUCCUUCCUGGCAGUGGCCAUGAGACAAUUGCUCCCUACGUACAACUUGCUAUAUUUUUGUUUUUCUUAUAUGUAUUGUUUGAAGAUUUUGGCAAAUAAAAUAGUAGUUUCAAAUUGAUUGAUUUUGAUCAAUUUAAUGAUACUACUUUUCAAUAUUGUAAUUCAAUUUGAUGAAAGAUUAUAGGGAGAGCAAGCACUAAAGGAGUUGCUUGUUUGUGCUUAGGCGUAUUAAACAAAUUUAGCUGUCAUAAAAGACACCCAAUGUAUUUUGUUGCUUGUUUGUCCAGAGGACAGAAUAAAUAAAGUUUAUAUUUUGGGUCUA